Molecule: messenger RNA, 993 nt
Organism: Drosophila mauritiana
Lineage: Eukaryota; Metazoa; Arthropoda; Insecta; Diptera; Drosophilidae
Product: U6 snRNA phosphodiesterase
Exons: 3
Coding region: 75-851 (258 amino acids)
Biological process (GO): U6 snRNA 3'-end processing
Cellular component (GO): nucleus
Molecular function (GO): 3'-5'-RNA exonuclease activity
Source: RefSeq, a predicted model, not a curated record
AACCGCCGAAUACUGGGCUGUUGGUCAUUUCUUGUUGUCUAAAAUCAAAGAAAAAUACAUAAAUAAAUAAUAAUAUGGCCCUGGUGGACUAUGGUGGCAGCAGCUCCUCCGCAUCCGAGGAUGAGGACUGCACCGAAAACAUUCAAACUCCCGCGUUGAUCAGCUUGAAAAGACCUGCCCUGCCCACAGCAGCCGCCCUGCUGGGCCCCAAGAAGCCCAAGCCUGAGGAGUUCGUCGACGAUUUGUUGGAUGAUCCCGCGGAACAUGGCGGUCGCAUCCGCAGUUUCAAGCACGAGCGGGGAAACUGGGCCACUUACGUCUAUGUGCCGGCAACUGCAUGUGUUGACCAGCUGGAGGAGUUCCAAUCGGAGGCCAUUGCCCGUCUGGAGCCACACUUGGAACUGCAGCCGAACGAGUCGCUCCAUCUGAGCCUGAGUCGAACAGUGGUGCUGCAGUACCAUCAGAUCGAUGAAUUCUCCCGAUCCUUGCAAAGCGCGCUCAACAGCUCCGCGGGAUUCGCCGCCACUUUGCAGGGACUGCGGAUCUACACGAAUGAGGAGCGAACCAGGACCUUCAUUGCAGCACCCCUGGAUGCUGCAUUUGUGGAGAAGAUGACUGCCAUUCUGCAGCCCAUCGACAAGGUGAUGCUCGACUACCGACUGCAGCAGUUCUAUGAUCCGGCCUCGUUCCAUGUCAGCCUUCUUUGGUGCGUUGGCGACCAGGAGACACUGCUCAAAGAGAAGCUAACGGAGCUACAAGAGCUCCUUGAGGAUCAGGACACACUCUGCCUGGCGGUCAACGAGGUGCACCUAAAGUGCGGCAACAAGGACUUUACCUACACGUUAAAAUAGGAUAUUGCCAGUCUUUAAUUGAAUCAUAAAUUAUUAUGCAUGCUGCUCUUUUAAUUGAAAUGUAGUGAAAAAGAUAUAUUGACUUUAUUAAGUAUCAAAGUUUAUGAAAAAUGUAAUGCCAUAUUAGUUCAUAGACAUGAAC